This is a messenger RNA of Hippocampus zosterae (dwarf seahorse), 1536 nucleotides long. RefSeq names its product protein arginine N-methyltransferase 8-B-like. Bases 313 to 1527 code for a protein of 404 amino acids. Gene Ontology annotation, cellular component: plasma membrane. The record is from RefSeq and is a predicted model, not a curated record. Gene Ontology annotation, biological process: peptidyl-arginine methylation. The transcript is spliced from 10 exons. Lineage: Eukaryota; Metazoa; Chordata; Actinopteri; Syngnathiformes; Syngnathidae. Gene Ontology annotation, molecular function: protein-arginine N-methyltransferase activity.
UGAGAAAGAGAGAGAGAGUUAAUGCAUGUGCAAACUUCGUGGCAGCCUCCACUCCACCGUCACUCACGCGAAUACACGCGUAGAUUUGAAAAUGCGGGCGUGCGCAAGGUGGAAUGGCUCGAACCCGGAACCUCCUGCAGCAGGGGUACAAGUGCACCGAGUGACAAAAAUGGAUUAACGCAUCUUCCGUGCAACUUUUCAUUCAUUUAUUUAUUUUAAGUCUCGUUGGGAAGUGCGUGACAUUUCCACGCAAAUCCAAGCGAGUAUCCGGUCGGGACAAACAAAUCUCGUGCGCAAGUCUCGCCGGCUCUCAUGGGACUCGGUCACUCGUCGCGUUGUUUGCUGCUUCGGCGGAAGAUGGCGGAGGCGGACGGCUGCGAGCGGCACCAAGUCGUCACCUCCCACUUCUCCCAAUCGUCCCAGCCGCCCCGCGCGGCCAAACCAGUGCCUACCGCCCACCACCAGCGCCAACACGCGCCCCGCGGCGCCGCCCCGCAGGGCGCCUGUCCCGCUCGAGGCAAGGGCGCUAAAUUCAUCAGCCCCGAGGAGAUGACGUCGCGGGACUACUACUUUGACUCCUAUGCACACUUUGGCAUCCAUGAGGAGAUGCUGAAGGACGAAGUGCGCACGCUCACCUACCGCAACGCCAUGUAUCACAACAAGCACGUGUUCAAGGACAAGGUGGUGCUGGACGUCGGGAGCGGCACGGGAAUCCUGUCCAUGUUCGCCGCCAACGCCGGGGCCAAACACGUCUACGGGAUCGAGUGCUCCAGCAUUUCCGAGUAUUCCCAGAAGAUCAUCGAGUCCAACCAUCUGCACAAUGUCAUCACCAUCUUCCAGGGCAAGGUGGAGGAGGUGGAGCUCCCCGUGGACAAGGUGGACAUCAUCAUCUCCGAGUGGAUGGGUUACUGCCUCUUCUACGAAUCCAUGCUCAACACCGUCAUCUUCGCCCGGGACAAGUGGCUGAAACCGGGAGGCCUGAUGUUCCCCGACCGAGCGUCCCUCUACGUGGUGGCCAUCGAAGACCGGCAGUACAAGGACUUCAAGAUCCACUGGUGGGAAAACGUAUACGGCUUCGACAUGAGCUGCAUUCGGAACGUGGCCAUCAAAGAGCCGCUGGUGGACGUGGUGGACCCCAAGCAGGUGGUCACCAGCGCCUGCCUGCUGAAGGAAGUGGACGUCUACACAGUGAAGCCGGACGACCUGACCUUCACGUCGGCGUUCUGCCUGCAGGUGCAGCGCAACGACUACGUGCACGCGCUGGUCACCUACUUCAGCGUCGAGUUCAGCAAGUGUCACAAGAAGACGGGUUUCUCCACCGCGCCGGAUGCGGGCAGCACACACUGGAAGCAGACAGUCUUCUACUUGGAGGACUACCUGACGGUGAAAAAAGGCGAGGAGAUAUUCGGCAGCAUCGCCGUCAGGCCUAACGAGAAGAAUGUGCGCGACCUGGAGUUCACUCUGGAGCUCGACUUUAAAGGCCAGCUAUGCGACGCCGCCAUCUCCCACGACUACAAGAUGCGUUAAGGCACCCCA